Molecule: messenger RNA, 2682 nt
Organism: Oldenlandia corymbosa var. corymbosa
Lineage: Eukaryota; Viridiplantae; Streptophyta; Magnoliopsida; Gentianales; Rubiaceae
Source: the annotation of a GenBank genome assembly
AUGAGAACCAAGCAUUUCUCUGGAAACCGGCCGAGCCAUUAUCAAAUGUAUGAGGAACUAGACGACGACGACGCUGCCUAUCUUUUGAUGGACUUAUCAAAGGCUCAAGGUUCUUUUAACUUUGUCCGCCGAGAAUCAGAUGCUACUUCCUCUUCUGAUUCUUCCUGUGGCUUUGAUGCGGGAUUCUCCAUCAUUCUCUUUCUGUCAGCCAUUCGCUUUGUACUGACUACUCCAGUAUCAAGUCCUAAUGAGGAAGAAGCAGCUGCGGGCAACUCUUCUGUUGGAUCAUAUGAUCACCAAGGCGAAUGCGCACAAAGGAGAUUCCCUUGUUAUACAACUCAAGAAAUCGUCGAAAGGGUGAGACUAAGUCCCGGGGAUGCACGUGUGCUUGAACUGAGUUUGCGCCUGGAGGAUUUAGUCCGAGGAGUACUCCGAAUCUUCUCAUCAAAACUGGCACCGAAGGGCGUUCAUUCAUGGAAGCCACUUACAAUGUACGACAGGUGCAGUAAAACUUGGUCCUGGAUUGGUCCAAUCCCAUCUCCUGAUCAGGCGCCAAAAAGUACUGAUCAUCAUGAUCUUCUUACCAGUACUGUAUCUCCUGGUGCUUGGGGUUUAAAGGGUCAAGUAGUGAAGAAAUUAGUGAACUCAUUUUCUGCAUGGCUGAAAGAAUCACUGGACAUGCUUCAAGAAUUCAGCCGUCUUCCUCCACCGCCAUUACAGCUCAUGCAACCUGCCAGGGACUUGAAAAGGUUCAACAGGGCUAAAAGUCUGAAGAUAAGCGUGUCCACCCUCAACCCGAUCAGCAAGGAAGUGAGAGACUAUUUCCGAAAGGAAGAAGCAUUGAGGUACACAAUCCCUGAACGCCCUUUUGCUUACACAGCUCUUGAUGGCAGGAAAGCUUCAGUUGCGCCUUUUAGACGCCGGAGUGGUAAGCCAUCCAGGAAAGCCCGGGAUCAUUUCAUCCUCAAGUCUGAUCGGCCGCCUUGUUUCACUGUGCUUUCUCUCGUGAGGGAUGCCGUUGCUAGAUUGCCUGAUGGUGUGGGGACAAGAGCUGAUGUUUGUAUUCUGGUUCGAGAUUCAGGUUACAUCAUUGACGGCGUUUCUGAUGAUCAAGUUGAACAGGUUGUGAGCGGAGCCUUGGACCGUCUGCAUUAUGAACGUGAUGCAUGUGUGAAGUUUGAUCGGAACCAUCGGCUGUGGAUUUACUUGCAUGGGAGCAGGGAAGAAGAGGACUUUGAGGAUGAUGGCACUUCUUCAAAGAAGAUUAGAAAGAAGAUCAAGUACUCUAAACGACAGCAGAUCAUGAGUCAUACCUUCUCUAAACGUGCCGCACAAAAAUCCUUAUACCACUUCUCGCCAGCUUUCUACUUUGCUCAAGCAUCCAAGCAGUUCUCUGUUCUAUCUCAACAUUCUGUAAAGGCAAAUCCCAGAAAACCCAAUACGUUGGUCAAAAGCCAGAGGAUCCUUGAUAUCGUUGCUCCCAAGCUUAAUAACUCCGACCACCGCAAGGCUCAUCUUCGCCUCAUUGAUGACUUUCUACAAACCAAUCAUCUCCCACUCCCAAAUCCUCAAAUCAGCGAUGGUGUUAAGUCUCAAUCGGAUCCAAACCAGAGUUCUCUUUCAGCUCUGUUUAGACUUCAUCGACAAGGGUUGACUAUCUGCUCCAGUUUGCUAUCUAAUGCUCUGAGUUUAUGUGGGUCUGAUAGAGAUGUGAGAAUAGGAAUUCAAAUCCAUGGUUUGGCUGUGAAUUAUGGGUUCUUUUACAACGUUUACGUUGGCAGUUCUUUGGUCUCAUUUUACAGCAAAUGUGGAGAACUCAGCAGUGCGAGUAAAGUGUUUGAAGAAAUGCCGGAGAGAAAUGUGAUCACUUGGACUGCAAUUAUCAGUGCCUUUGCACAAGAUGGUCAGCUUGACACCUGUUUCCAGCUUUACCGUAGAAUGAGGAAUUCGACCUUAGUACCAAAUGCAUUCACCUUCUCGAGCUUUCUCAGCGCGUGCACGGAUAGUGGGUACCUCGGGCAAGGACGGACUGUUCAUGGUCAUACCGCAACCAAGGCUGUGGAGCUUUUUGAACAGAUGAAGAGGAAGGGAAUGAAGCCUGAUGCCAUUACCUUCCUUGGCCUUAUGACUUCUAGUCGCCAUGCGGGUUUUGUCGAUACAGGCCAAUGUUACUUCCAGGCAAUGGUCAAGUAUGGUGUGGAACCGGAUCUAGAUCACUAUGCAUGCAUUGUAGACCUCCUUGGUCGAGCAGGUAGGCUAGAAGAAGCCAGGGAUUUCAUCAGAAGAAUGCCCAUCAGUCCUAAUGCCGUCAUAUGGGGUUCAUUGCUUUCGUCGUGUAGGCUUCAUGGGAAUGUUUGGGUCGGCAUUGAAGCUGCUGAGAAUAGGCUUGAAUUGGAACCGUCUUGUGCCGCUACUCACGUGCAACUAGCCAACUUGUAUGCCAAUGUUGGUUACUGGGAUCAGGCGGCAAGGGUGCGCAAGUUGAUGAAAGAUAAUGGCCUGAAAACAGAUCCUGGGUGCAGUUGGAUUGAGAUCAAGAAUGAGAUUUUCCAGUUUCGGGUAGAAGACAGAACCAGUCCCAGUUUUGCAGAGAUUAUGACGAUGCUAGAUUGCGUAGUAGACCACAUAAGAGGCCUGGAUCAUUCGCUUGACAUAUAUCAAGCGACCGAUUAUCAUCCAUAG